Trichobilharzia szidati is the source of this 548-nucleotide messenger RNA. The record is from the annotation of a GenBank genome assembly. NCBI's taxonomy places the organism in Eukaryota, Metazoa, Platyhelminthes, Trematoda, Strigeidida, Schistosomatidae.
CAGUCUACGAUAACUUCGUAAAGUUUCUUCGAAAUGCAUGGACGACGAGAAAGGAUCUGUAUACAAAAGCAGCUUCGUACUAUAAAGCUGAGGAUAGGUCUGAGAAUGCACAUCCAAAUCAACUAAUGUUCGAAGACAAAUUGGGGAAACCUAUUGAAAAGGAAUUUAUCAAAUCAAGAGAUAAUGCUGAGCGGAAAUGUUUGCGAAUGUCAGGAAUGCAACUGGAUCAAAAUGCCACCGAUCAAUUCCUGACAAAAUCAUAUUCGAAAAAUGGACCAAUGUCUGAAUUCAAAGAUGCUGUUGUUCAACUGAUUUCUGAAGUAGAAAAGGUUGAGAAGCAAAGAAUUCACGGGAUUACCAACAUGUCAACAAUGAGUAUUAUCAGAAUAGUUUCCGAUGCAAUGUUUCGCGAGGCUCGUCAUGAAUUUGGUACGAAAGAUGAAUGAAACACAGUGGACAUGGACUGUUCAUUAACUGAUAAAUUUUUAUUCUGUGGUGAUGGUGGUGUUUUACUAAUUCAUAUCAAUAAACAUUUUCUCAUUCUCAAA